Molecule: messenger RNA, 2145 nt
Organism: Caenorhabditis bovis
Lineage: Eukaryota; Metazoa; Nematoda; Chromadorea; Rhabditida; Rhabditidae
Source: the annotation of a GenBank genome assembly
AUGCGUAUACUCAUUGGAUUACUCUGUAUUCUGCUCAUUUGGGGUGGAAGUAGUUCAUCUACUGAGUCAGAGGAUCCGUCAACGAAGACAUCUGGUAAUUCUACGAAUGGUACAACAACGCCAUCUGACAAGCCUGUGUCAACAAAUUCUACCGUUGAAUCAACUGAACAUAGCAGUACCGGUAGUGCAAAUGGAUCGUCGACGACUGGAUCAUCACAAAUUUCGACAACAAUUGAACAAGGGGAAACCACAGAAGCGACGACAGUUACCCCAGGACCUCCAACUCUACCAAACGUGAAUGUCCAAAGAUCAGAUUUCAAACUUUUUAAUUGUACCGCUGAAUUGUGUACUUAUCAAUUCGAUGCUCCUCAGAACAGCCAAAGUUUUUUGAAAACAGAGAAUGCGGUCAUCGGAACGGAUAAUACGAAAUAUAGCGAACUUCAAACUGAAGCUAAUGAGAACGAUAAAAAUAUCACCGAUGCUUAUAAUGAUGCAACUAGCAAGAUUCUCGAUCUUCAGUCAAAGCUGGGCAAAAUUCAACAAGCUCUCAGCGGAAUUCAAUCCCAAAUGCUUUUGAUUCAACAGGUCCAACGAGACACUCUUGCAAAUCUGAUUCCUGUGAAAAAGUUUGUGUCCGACUUGACAAAUGCACAGACCUGCCUUUAUCAAAAAUGUCUCAUUCCGACCACAACUCCGCCUCCAACUACGACCCCUACACCAUCACCAACAACUUCACCCAGUCCGUGCAUUGACUUCACGUGCCCUAUUUCUGGUUCGAGCUGUGAAUUGGACCAAUCAAACAAGCCGUAUUGUACCAAUUGCGUUGGUAAUCUUGACGGCUACAAUCACUGCAAUACCGUUGUUUGUGACAAAUACGGUACUGCUAUAAAUAACGUUUCGGAAUCAUUUUUCAUAUAUUCAUAUGGAUAUAACGCGCAAUAUAAAAACUACAGUGGACUUCCAGCUAAUACAAAUUGCAAGUGGCUUCUAACUUCAGAGAAUGGAUUCACUAGUCAUUAUGUAAGCUCCUACGAGACUUCCAAUCGGUUAGUAGGAAAACCGUAUGUAAGUUGCCGGCCUGAAGGGGUAUCGUUGGUAGCCCGAGUCGCCGAGCCGUUUCGCGGCCAAAUCUUUGUAAAAGGAGCUCAUUCGAAUCCAAAAUGCGCGAAAAAGUUCAACAAUUCUACGACGCAAGUUGAAUUGACGAUCGAUGCCGAUUCUCUAAGUUCAUGCGGAUUUCAAUUCUGGAAGAAGCCCGGCGAAACUGCGGUGUUGACAUCAGGUCAAUUCGUUGUCUCAUUUCAUUCGGAAUUGGUCACAACAUCUGAUCAAGCAUUUGCCGCUCAUUGCACAUUUGAAAAUCAUGCAGACGUCAGCAAUAUGCUCAUAAACCAAAAAUCAUUGGUUAGUGAUGCAAAAACGGUUUUUGGUGAAUUUGAGACUCCAAAAAUCAGAAUGGACAUUCUACCAGCUGGCGAGCUGAUUAUAUUGUCUGAUGAUAUCACUAAUCAUCAAAAAUCGGUUUUCAGAGUGGGCGACCCGGUUUUGUUCAAGUGGAGUAUGGUAAAUAGAUCAGACUUAUUUGGAAUAAACAUCGAAUCUUGUGAAGUGACAACAAAGUAUCGCAGCCCAGUUCAGAUAAUAUCCAACGGAUGCUCUCUCGACGAUGAAUUGAUUUCGGAUGUUAGUUAUUCAUCUGAUCAUUCCCAAGUCUUUGCAAAUUCAUUGGCGUUUAAAUUUGUCGAUGAAGAUAUCCUUAAUGUCCGUUGUGCAAUUCGAUUUUGCGUCAAAAGACUGGAUCAUGUAAGAAUUGCGGGAUUCGAGGAGGAUGUUUGCGCUUUCGAAUCUCAUUGCUCUAUUCGAAAUCGUCGUGAACUCGAAGCCAAACACCAACAAAAUCGAAUUUCGCGUGACAUUGUUUACGUCGAAGGCAGGUUGCGAAUAAAACAGGAAGCCUAUUCCAGCUCAGGUCUCGAGUGUCGAGAAAUGUGUUUACGGCAAACGGCGGCGAGCGUUGCUUCAUUUGAAAACGAGCGCGAGUUUGCACCAAAAACAACAAGGCCAUUCGAACACAGUACAAUGUGGUACGGCUCGGCUAAGCGCGUGCCGCCACCGCCAUGGCCACAGCCGCCACCAACGCGAUGA